Pseudocercospora fijiensis CIRAD86 is the source of this 1966-nucleotide messenger RNA. RefSeq lists its product as uncharacterized. NCBI's taxonomy places the organism in Eukaryota, Fungi, Ascomycota, Dothideomycetes, Mycosphaerellales, Mycosphaerellaceae. Bases 1 to 1821 code for a protein of 606 amino acids. Gene Ontology annotation, molecular function: medium-chain fatty acid-CoA ligase activity. The record is from RefSeq and is a predicted model, not a curated record. Gene Ontology annotation, biological process: fatty acid metabolic process. The transcript is spliced from 2 exons.
AUGGCAGGAGGCCAACUUGCAAGACUUCAGAAGACUGCCUUCACCGAGGCCAUCCAGAAUCAUGACCCGAACACCACAGCAGUAGUACACUCUCUCUGCGGAAGAAGUUUCAAGUAUGGCAGCGUGCUCCAGGACAUUGCCUUGAGAAAGGAUCAAAUUCUAAGCGAGACUGGCAAGAGCGAAGACAGUAUCGCAGGCGAGCGAAUAGCCUUCUUGGUCGAGAAUAGCUAUGACUAUGUAGUCACUCUUCUCAGUUGUCUUGCGUCCAACGCCAUAGCCGUCCCCCUAGCUCCUUCCUUCCCUGCUGGAGAGCUCCGCUAUAUUCUGAACCACAGUGAAGCACUUGCUUUGAUCCAUUCCAAGAAAUUCGCAAAAGGUGCACAAGAAGUAUUGAAAGAGGGCCUGGACAAGACCCCCAUCAGCAUUGCCGUGGAAAAAAUUCGUGAAGGCGCAAAGUCACGGGAGCAAGUUCAGUUGACUGGCAACGUCGAGGAUGCAGAAGGUGGCAUGAUGUUGUACACAUCGGGAACAACAGCGAAACCGAAGGGUGUCCUACUGCCUCAGAGAGUUCUCACAGCGCAGGCGAAGAGCUUGAUCGAAGCAUGGGAAUACACACCAGACGACCGUCUGCUUCAUGUCCUCCCAUUGCAUCACAUCCACGGCACGGUUAAUGCUCUCCUCACGCCCAUUCUCGCUGGAAGCAGCAUUGAGUUUAUGUACCCCUUCAACGUCGACAACGUAUGGAAACGUUUCGCCGCUCCCUUCCAAAGCACCAUCAUCAGCCCAGAAUCAUCCAAAACCCCAGUCAGCUUCUUCACAGCUGUCCCUACAGUCUGGGCCCGCAUGCUCCAAUCCUACCCGGACCUCCCAUCGGACAUCAAAACCUCGGCCGACGAAGCCAUCCAACGAAAACACCUCCGCCUCAACAUCUCCGGCUCCGCAGCCCUCCCAACCCCAACCAAACAAGCCUGGACCGACCUGUCCAACGGCAACGUCCUCCUCGAACGCUUCGGCAUGACCGAAGUCGGCAUGGCCCUAUCGUGCGGUCUCGCAGACACCGACCGAAUCGACGGCUCAGUAGGCUGGCCCUUACCCUCCGUACAAGCCCGUCUCGUGGACUUCGACACCCACGAAGUAAUCCAACCCGGUCAAGAAACCUCCUCAACGGGCAAAGAACGCGCCGGCGAAAUCCAACUCAAAGGCCCCACAAUCUUCCAAUCCUACUGGCGCAACCCGGAAGCCACAAAAAAAGAAUUCACCAGCGACGGCUGGUUCAAAACCGGCGACAUCGCCGUCCGCCGCCCUGUCCCAGCAGGCUCCGGAGAAGGUGCUUCAGGCCCUUGGGCCACAGGACCCGCAUACUUCAUCCUCGGCCGCAAAUCCGCCGACAUAAUCAAAACCGGCGGCGAAAAGGUCUCAGCGCUAGAAAUCGAACGCCACCUCCUCUCCCUCCCGCAAGUAUCCGAAUGCGCCGUCGUCGGCCUCCCCAGCGUCGCUUGGGGCCAGAAAGCCGCCGCCGUCAUCGUGUUGACGAAAUUCGGGCAGACGUGCGGCAGGAAUGGUGGAGCGUGGAGUGCGUUGGAGAUGAGACGUGCGUUGAGGGAGAAAUUGGUGGCGUAUAAAAUCCCGCAGGAUAUGAAGGUUGUGGAGUGCUUGCCGCGCAAUGCGAUGGGGAAGGUGAAUAAGAAGGAGUUGGUGGGGGCUGUUUUUGGGGAUUUGGAAAACAUUCGCAGGAGGAGUGUUGAGAAGGCUAGGGAGAGGGAGUUGGAGGUUUUGAGGAGGGAGAGGGAGAAAGGGGGACGGGAAGAGGAAAGGAAGUGAUGGAGAUGAAGGGGGAGAAGAAGGGGAGUUAGAUAGAUAGAUAGAUAGAUAGUGUUGAGUAGUGAAUGUGAAUGUCGGAUGAAUAUGUGAUUGUUGAGAAGAGAAAGAGAGCAUAGAGACGAGAUAAAAACAAGACAGCAAUGUC